UCGUUUUCGUGUAAAGUAUAAUGACCGUCAGUGGUCAAAACUGGAAACGAUAUCGACUUAACCGUGUACUGUGAAGUGAUUGUGUUGUUUAUUCUUAAUAUUUAUAAAUACCCCAUACUAAAAUCUUAUAUUCAUGAAAUUUAUGAAUAAUCAUAUUUCUUUACUGUCUUCUUUUUAUCAUAGAAGUUAAAGUGACAUUAAAAUGAAAACUAGUACGACACAGUUUAAAGUAAUUGUAGAUUUUAUGGAAAGGUACGGAGAUCUUAGUAAGAGCCAAAAUGGGCUUCAGGGCAGGCUAGAAUCUAUAAAGAAAUGGCAAAUGUUAACAAAUUCUCUAAAUAAGGACCCUACGGGUGAUAGAAGGUCUAUUGAAAAAUGGAAGAAAGUUUGGAGUGAUUUCAAAAAUAAUACCAAGAGAAAAAGAACAAAAAUAUUAAAAUAUGCCGGUUUACCUGAACAUCUGCGACCUAAGUUGGCAUUAAAUGAUUUAGAAAAUAGAGUUCUUAAUAUUGUUGAUCAAGGAGCUCCUCCAGUGGAUGAUAAAACAGGUGUUGGGGUGGAGAUACAGUAUAUGGACACUGUACCUCAGGAAGAAACUACUGCGCCAACAGUGCAAUUCAUAUCAACGGAGCAGAAUUCACAGACAUUUCAUGCUGAGAGUAUGUCAGAUGGAAACAACAGCGAUUAUUUCACUUCAUCCGAUGAGUCUUCAGACAGGAGUUCUGAUGAAUCUAUUGAAACUGAUGAGCAGAGGCUGUCUUCGCCUCGUUCUCGUCACGUUAAUAACCAUCGUCCUGUGUUUCAACGUUCACGUAAAUCCAAAGGCAGUCCCGCAGGACCGUCUCGUGUGGACCCAUUCGAAGCCAGUGAUAAUCGUUGGCGGAAACUGUUCUCAGAACUUACAUCUGAACACAUACGACUGCGAAAGAGGGAACUCCGACAGCAAGAACGGUGGCAUGCUCUAUUUGAAAGAUGUGUCGAUUGCAUGGAAAAAUUUAUUAAUAAAUGACUCUAUAAAUAUCUACGGAAAGAGAUAA
Danaus plexippus (monarch butterfly) is the source of this 1037-nucleotide messenger RNA. RefSeq lists its product as uncharacterized. Lineage: Eukaryota; Metazoa; Arthropoda; Insecta; Lepidoptera; Nymphalidae. The transcript is spliced from 5 exons. The record is from RefSeq and is a predicted model, not a curated record. The coding region runs from base 203 to 1009 and encodes 268 amino acids.